This is a messenger RNA of Topomyia yanbarensis, 5952 nucleotides long. RefSeq lists its product as uncharacterized. Bases 1 to 5952 code for a protein of 1983 amino acids. The record is from RefSeq and is a predicted model, not a curated record. The transcript has 3 exons. Lineage: Eukaryota; Metazoa; Arthropoda; Insecta; Diptera; Culicidae. Gene Ontology annotation, molecular function: nucleic acid binding. Gene Ontology annotation, biological process: DNA integration.
AUGUGGGGUUCCUCCCUGGGGUGCGGUGCUGAAAACCAAGCGGAACCGAGCAAAACUGAACUGGACGUUCCGGCUGAUGGCCGCAUAAGUCGGCCGGAGGAACACCACAAACGUGAGGAACAUGGUGUGAAUCGAUGGCGAGGUAGCAGCAUGAAUGCGUCAAUACAAAGAAGGAAAGGUGGAACUACAAGCUCAUCCCAAAUCUGUCGACAAACCUGGUUGGAUGAACGAAUACAGUCGGUACAGUUGUUCGGCUCUGCGUUUGAUGUCCACAGGCGUGUUCGUAACAAACAAAACAGUCCUAAGAGCACUGGAGGAGGAGUUUUUGUCGCUGUGAGAAGAGGUUUGGACUCCUCGGUAGUUGUGACAGAGUAUUGCCAUGCGCUGGAGCAGAGUUGGGUUCGAGUUACGCUACCGAGCAAAACGCUUUUUGUUUGCUCUUUCUACCUCCCACCUGAUAGAGUUAACGAGCAACAAAUUCUGGAAAACCAUCUCGCUUCGGUUUCUACGAUUAAUGCUUCUUCAUCCGUCGGUGAUGAAAUUAUUAUAGUUGGUGAUUACAAUCUACUCCGUCUGUUCUGGAUGCACAAAGAAGAGGGUUACGCAAAAAUCAAUCCAGUAAAGUGCGUCGUGAUGCCACCCAAAGAGGAGAAAGUGUUGGGAGACCGGCUUGUCCAGCGCAAUGGAUUGCUGGCAAUUCGUGAUGCUUUGGAGAAGUUUAUCAUUCGGUACGAUCCUGCACGUGAUGCUUUUCAGUUGAGUGUUCGUAUAGAGUCGCUGGAUAGGGCUUAUGCGCAGUUCAUGGAGGCGCAGGAUGCAAUUGAAAGACUGGACAAGGAGGAGUUUCUGGCAUCACACCUGGCGGAACGUGUCGAUUUCGAGCAGCGAUACUGCGCAGCGAAAGGCUUCCUACUCUCCAAGGUUCCUGUAGAAGCGAAUAACUCAGCUUUGAACACAUCCAUGAUGGCAAAUCAACACACUUUCUUGACAGGAUUCCACCUCCGUCUUCCAAAGAUCGACCUACCGAGAUUUGAUGGCGAUUUCUCACGUUGGUUGUCAUUUCGAGACACCUUUACGUCCAUGGUUCAUUCCAAUGGGGACAUACCAACGGUCGCCAAGCUUCAGUACCUUCUACAAUCGCUUGAAGGGGACGCAAAGAAGCCGUUCGAAUCAGUUGACGUCGAAGCUGACAACUAUGCGUCAACAUGGGACGCCCUACACAAGAGGUACGACAAUCGCCGUUUUCUCAAACGUCAGCUGUUUAGGACACUCUACGAGCUGCCAGCGGUCAAGCAGGAAUCUGCUAAGCGCAUCCACAGUCUGGUCGACGAUUUUCAGCGCCAUGUACGGGCGUUGGCGAAAUUGGAUGAACCUGUGGAGCAUUGGGAUACGCCGCUGGUGAACAUGCUGUCGUAUAAGCUGGACCAAUCCACAUUGCGAGCAUGGGAGGAGAAAACGAGCAGCCAGGACGAUGUCAAGUACGAGGAACUGGUUGAGUUCCUGUACCAGCGGGUGCGCGUCCUCAAUUCUGUCGGGCCAGACACGCAGCAACCGGCACCUCCAAAGGUGGCCGGCCCCCCGAGUUGGAAGGGCACGAAGGUGAAGUUCGCAGCUAACGCAGCUGCUACGCCCAACCAAGAUUCUCCAUGUCAGUUAGCAUGUUCAGACAGCCACUCCCUCCGCAACUGCCCAGUGUUCCUAGGAAAGGAUGUCCGCCAGCGCCGAGAGCUGGUUUCGCAAAAACGGUUGUGUUGGAACUGUCUGAGCUUCGGUCACCCAGCCAGGAAGUGUGUAUCGAAGUUUACGUGUCGUACGUGCCACGAAAGACAUCAUUCCCUGUUACACGAUUCCUCUCCAUCCAGGGUGUCGUCGAGUCCUGCCAUUACGGGAUCAUCACAACAAUCUCCACCGGUUCAACAGCCGCAUUCGUCCAGUUCGGGUUCUGCUCCACCGCAGGUCAGCAUGGCGGUCCAAACCGCAUGCAGUAUGGUUCUACUGGAAACGGUUAUUCUCAACGUUGUUGAUGAUCAUGGCAGGGAACACAAGGCUCGUGCUCUACUCGACUCGGCGUCAAUGUCCAAUUUCAUCUCCGGUCAGUUAGCGAAGGUUCUCCUCAGCCGUCGCACCAAGGUGGACAUUUCGGUCGCAGGAAUCGGUCUCUCAACGCAAAGGGUGAAAAAUGCCAUCACCGCCUCCAUUGAAUCGAGAACUCAGACAUUCUCCACUAAGCUCGAGUUUCUCAUUCUGAAGCAGCCAUCCGCAGAGCUGCCGACCAUGCCGGUCGAUACGUCGGCGUGGAAAUUCCCGCAGGUUGGAUUAGCAGAUCCACAGUUCCACGUCCCAGGAAGGAUUGACCUCGUCAUCGGAAGUGAGGCCUUCUGGGAACUUCACACCGGUAGGAAGAUCUCGCUCGGAAACGGUCUUCCGUGGGUAGUCGAAACACCGUUCGGAUGGGCGGUCUCUGGUUCCGCGUCCAAUGGAUCUACCUGCAUUCCCCGGAUCUGCAAUCUCUCCAUUACCAAUGAAGAUUUGGAAGCCGCACUUCAGAAGUUUUGGGAGUUAGAAGCGAUUUCCACUGGGCCUGCACACUCACCCGAAGAAAAUCGCUGUGAAGAGUUAUACUCCAGUACAGUCAAGCGUGAUUCGACUGGAAGGUACGUCGUACGUCUUCCUCACAACGAAGAUCCAGAAGUCUUCCUGGGGGCCUCUAGAGCCAUCGCAGAACGCCGUUUUUACAGUCUGGAGCGCCGUUUGCAACGAGAUCCUGCAAUCAAGGAAUCGUAUCAUCGCUUCAUGGAUGAGUACCUACAGCUCGGUCACAUGAGAAGGCUUGACGAGCCUGUAGAUGACGUGAAGGCUCACUGUUAUCUCCCACAUCAUCCCGUGUUCAAGGAGUCGAGCACUACUACGAAAGUUAGGGUCGUUUUCGACGCGUCCUGCAAGACGGCGUCAGGAUAUUCGCUGAACGACACGCUGUUGGUCGGACCCGUAGUUCAGCAAGAUCUACUCUCCAUCGUGAUGAGAUUUCGGACACAUCACGUCGCUCUGGUUGCGGACAUCGAGAAGAUGUACCGGCAAGUAUUCGUGCAUCCUGAAGAUCAGCCGUUUCAGCGAAUUCUUUGGCGCACGGGCCCUGAUGAACCCAUCGCUACGUACGAACUGCAGACAGUAACGUACGGAACAGCGAGCGCUCCGUACCUAGCUACGCGUACUCUGCAGCAAAUUGCACAGGAUACCAAGCAGUUGUAUCCAAUCGCGAGUGGGUCAGUUACGGAAGACUUCUACGUCGACGAUUUUCUUUCUGGGGCGCCGGACGUAGAAUCCGCCAUCAAGCUGCGUCGUGAGGCAUCGGCAAUGCUAGCUUCCGCUGGAUUACCGCUCAAGAAAUGGGCAUCGAAUUCUCCUGAAGUUCUUGGGGAUGUACCACCUGAUGAUGUGGCAAUUCAGCCGUUCCACAAUCUUCAGGAUGACCAGGCCGUCUCCACGCUCGGCCUCAUUUGGGAACCAAAGUUGGACAUACUCCGGUUCAAGGUUCAGUUGCCGUUAGCCGCAUCCGUACUGACGAAACGCAAGGUGAUGUCGUACAUCGCCCAAAUCUUCGACCCUCUUGGACUCGUGGGUCCAACGAUCACCAAGGCCAAACUCUUCAUGCAGCGACUUUGGGCUCUGAAGCAGAAUGGCGAAGCAUGUGAAUGGGACACGCCGCUCCCGUUUACACUCCAAGAAGAAUGGAAACUGUUCCAUAACACACUACACCUGUUGAGUGAAGUUCGCGUACCCCGCUUCAUUUCGAUGCCCGACGCCGUCAGCAUCCAGCUUCACUUCUUCUGCGAUGCGUCUGAGCGCGCAUAUGGGACAUGCUGUUACGUCCGAACUGAAGCACACGGCACAGUUUCAGUCCAGUUGCUGGCGUCUAAAUCAAAGGUAGCUCCGCUUUCUACUCGCCAGACAAUCGCCAGACUGGAACUCUGCGCCGCAAAUUUAUCGACCCAGCUGUACAAGAAGCUGAACGCAACGCUGAAGCUUCCUGCAACUGUCCACUUCUGGACAGAUUCCACUACUGUCCUCCAAUGGCUUCGCGGGAACCCGAGUCGUUGGAAGACUUUCGUCGCAAACCGGGUGUCGCAGAUACAGCUUUCAACCGAUCUCAACCACUGGAAGCAUGUUCCUGGAGUCGACAACCCUGCUGACGACAUUUCCCGAGGAUUGAGUCCUACUGAUAUCCUCAACCGUACACGAUGGUGGACUGGGACACAGUGGCUAGCAAGGUCUCCGGAUUUUUGGCCAAAUCCAACGUUACCCGCAGCAGAAACUCCAGAAGUGUCCGCCGAAGGACGCAAGAUACCACUAGUUGCCAUGACCACGACACAACUGAGUUUCUGCACCGAUUUAUUCGCUCGCUACUCCAACUUCUCCAAGCUGCGCCGAGUGACAGCGUUCAUUCAGCGUUAUCUGCACGUGCUUCGUGAACGAGCCUCGCAACGUCGUUCGGAAAAGGAGAAGUACAAGCCACUCGUCAUCCCGAACAUUAACCCGCACCCAGUCCAUCCGCUUACCGCACAAGAACUCCAACACGCCGAACUUACGCUCUGUCAUCUCGCGCAGGGUGAACUUUUCGCUGAGGAGAUUUCCGAUCUCGCUAGUGGCGAACGUGUCGCAAGAUCUUCCACGCUGAAGUGGUUGAACCCGUUCGUCGAUCCCGAAGGCACCGUACGUGUCGGUGGCCGGCUUCGCAAUGCCGCGCUGACCGAUGCGAAGAAACACCCGAUCGUCCUCUCUGCCAAGCAUCCGCUCGCUGUUCUGUUGGCUAGUUUUUAUCAUUUGAAGCUACUGCACGCAGGCCCUCAACUCCUGCUAGCCACUCUCCGCCAGAAGUUUUGGAUUCUGGGCGGCAGAAAUCUUGUGAAAUCCGUCUUUCACCGUUGCCACACUUGCUUCCGUAGCAAGCCCACACUAGUCCAGCAGAGCACAGCAAAUCUUCCGGCAUCGAGAGUAUCUCCAACCCGACCGUUUUCCGUCUGCGGAGUCGACUAUUGCGGACCUUUCUAUUUGAAGUCCGCUGUCCGCAACCGUGGCCCAACGAAGGUGUACGUGGCCAUAUUCGUCUGCUUCUCUACGAAGGCAGUUCACAUCGAGCUAGUGAGCGACCUGUCUACUCCAGCGUUCCUAGCUGCACUCCGUCGUCUGGUCGCCCGCAGAGGAAAGGUGGUAGAGUUGCACUCUGACAACGCUACCGCUUUCAAAGGUGCAUCGAAUGCACUGAACCGCAUCUACCGCAUGCUGAAGGUCGAUGAGUCUGAUCGGAAUCAGAUCUUCGACUGGUGCUCCGACAACGAAAUUCGCUGGAAGUUCAUCCCACCUCGAGCACCACACUUUGGCGGUCUUUGGGAGGCUGCAGUGAAGUCAGCGAAGACACACCUGUUGAAGGCAAUCGGCAACGUGAACGUUGCGUACGAGGACAUGCUCACACUGCUGGCGCAGAUAGAGAUGUGCCUCAAUUCUCGUCCGCUGACUCCAAUGCCGGACGAUCCGUCCGAUCUCGAGGUCCUUACGCCAGGACAUUUUCUCGUCGGGAGCAAUCUCCAAGCUGUUCCGGAAGCUGAUCUGAAGGAGACUCCUGACAACCGCUUGGACCACUGGGAAUUAACUCAAAAACGGUUCCAAACUAUUUGGUCUCGCUGGUACCCGGAAUACCUGCAACAGCUGCAGUCUCGUGCUACGAAAGGCUGCAACCCGCCUGUCUCCGUCGACGUUGGCAGAGUCGUCAUCGUGAAGGAAGACAACAUCCCGCCAACCAGUUGGCCUCUCGGCCGAAUUAUCAGAUGUCAUCCCGGAGCCGAUGGCAUCGUCCGUGUAGUCACUCUACGAACCGCUGCAGCCAAGGAGGUUGUGCGUCCUGUGGCCAGAAUCGCUCUACUACCGACACCACCGGAAACUCAACGAGCCGACUGA